Lucilia cuprina (Australian sheep blowfly) is the source of this 755-nucleotide messenger RNA. RefSeq names its product keratin, type I cytoskeletal 10-like. The record is from RefSeq and is a predicted model, not a curated record. NCBI's taxonomy places the organism in Eukaryota, Metazoa, Arthropoda, Insecta, Diptera, Calliphoridae. The coding region runs from base 92 to 562 and encodes 156 amino acids. The transcript has 2 exons.
AUAUAGUAAAAAUGAAAUGAGUCAAGUUUAUAAAGUUAUUGUAUUUGUAAAAACGUUGCAUUAGUUGUUAAACAACCUCACAAAAGCCAAGAUGAAAUCAGUUCAAUUUGUUUUAGCCGCUGUUCUAAUAGUAUUGAGUCACGUUUAUAUGAGUGCAGCACAAGGUCAAGGUGGUUAUGGUGGCAGUGUCGGAUCCUGGUCCAGUGCUAGCAGCCAAUCUGGACAGCCGGGAGCUCCAGGCAACACUCAAUUUAGUUACGGUUAUGGUGGUGUAGACGCUAAUGGCAUGCCCUAUGGUGGGUCUAGCGGUAAUGGUGGCUAUCAUGUUAAUGUAACCGAUGAGCAUGGUCGCCAGCAUUCGUACAGUGGCGGUCAAGGAGGUUUUGGAGGACAACCAGGCCAGCCAGGUCAACCUGGUUCUAUGGGCACACAUAGUUAUUCUAGCACCAAUACAAAUCGUGGCGGUUAUCAAAACUCUUCCUCCGCUUCCUCCUACGCUACAGCUUGGAGUACUUUUUAUGUUAUUUGUUUAUUUUCAUUGUUUUUAAUUAUUAAAUCUUAGACCAUUGCAUUUCGCAAUGAAGUGUCAAUUUAAAUAAUUAUAUUGCUCAGUGUAUUUUCAAAUAAGUACUCAUUUUUAUGGCUUUUUUGUCCCCCUCGAACAAAUAUUUUUAUUCCUUAAUAAAAAGUAAAAAAAACAUAAGUUAUUUUUGCCUUCAUAGCUGUCAGAUUUGACUUUGAUUUAUCUUGCAAAA